Molecule: messenger RNA, 1349 nt
Organism: Fundulus heteroclitus (mummichog)
Lineage: Eukaryota; Metazoa; Chordata; Actinopteri; Cyprinodontiformes; Fundulidae
Gene: pcyt1bb
Product: phosphate cytidylyltransferase 1, choline, beta b
Exons: 8
Coding region: 109-1176 (355 amino acids)
Biological process (GO): CDP-choline pathway
Molecular function (GO): choline-phosphate cytidylyltransferase activity; phosphatidylcholine binding
Source: RefSeq, a predicted model, not a curated record
GAUGGGAUGUAAGCUUAAAAAGACGCAGAGGCGCAGACAUCCGCCGUGCAGACUGGUAAGGGCCGGCAGAGAGUGAACGGUGGGGUAUUUCGCAGCAGAAGAUCAGCGAUGGCUAGAAGAAGACGAGGCCGAAGCAGCAACAACAACCAGCACCAACCGUCCCCACAGAACCGCAGAGGAGGAGGCACUCGCAAGGCUCUGCGGGAGCCAGCCCCGUUUUCCAAACCGACAAGUUAUGAAGCGGAGAACCCACAUGAAAAGCUGACUAUUGCUCAAGCACGGAAGGGAACCCCAGCUCACCGACCCGUGAGAGUCUACGCUGAUGGAAUCUUUGAUCUUUUCCAUUCGGGACAUGCUCGGGCCCUGAUGCAGGCCAAAAAUGUUUUCCCAAACACUCACCUGAUAGUAGGAGUGUGCAGUGAUGAACUUACCCACAAGUUAAAAGGCUACACCGUGAUGUCAGAGGACGAGCGCUACGACGCGCUCAGGCACUGUCGCUAUGUCGACGAGGUGGUGCGGGAUGCUCCUUGGACACUUACACCAGAGUUUCUCAAGAAGCACAAGAUCGACUUUGUGGCCCAUGAUGACAUCCCCUACACGUCUGCGGGAUCAGAGGAUGUUUAUAAGCACAUCAAGGAAGCAGGAAUGUUUGUGGCCACUCAGAGGACAGAGGGCAUCUCCACCUCUGACCUGAUCACUCGGAUCGUGCGAGACUACGACGUCUACGUCCGUCGGAACCUGCAGAGAGGGUACACGGCCCGUGAACUCAAUGUGGGCUUUCUUAAGGAGAAUAAGUUUCGGCUGCAGAACCAGGUGGAUAAGAUGAAAGAGACGGUGCGAACGGUGGAGGAGAAGUCGAAGCACUUUGUGAACAGGGUGGAGGAGAAGAGCCAGGACCUGAUCCUCAAGUGGGAGGAGAAGUCGCGGGAAUUCAUCGGCAACUUCCUGGAGCUUUUUGGACCCGAUAAAGCAUGGCACGUCAUCCAGGAGCGCAGCGGCCGCAUGCUCCAGGCCCUGUCGCCCUACUCCUCGCCCCGCGGAUCACCCAGCAGCAGUCCUACCAGAGCCCGUUCACUUUCACCUGACUCCCUCCCGUCUUCGGCCUCUCCGCCGUCCUCCCCAUCUUCACCCAAAAAGACCAGCCGGUCGUCUGUCAAAGCGGCCUCAGGUUAUUAGCCAUUAUUCUGCUACACCCUGUGUCUGGAAGGUGUACAGAUUGAGUCCCUUAAUUUAUUAUGAGUGUGCUAAAGUGCAACGAGAUAUCAUACUGUACAUAAUAAUAAAAACAAAAAUAAAAAUUUUUGUUUGCUUGGAAUUGUUUGCCUUUUGUCAUUAAACUUUCACCUUUA